Messenger RNA from Nanorana parkeri, 705 nucleotides. RefSeq names its product caltractin-like. The record is from RefSeq and is a predicted model, not a curated record. Gene Ontology annotation, molecular function: calcium ion binding. Gene Ontology annotation, cellular component: centrosome; centriole. NCBI's taxonomy places the organism in Eukaryota, Metazoa, Chordata, Amphibia, Anura, Dicroglossidae. Gene Ontology annotation, biological process: centriole replication; nucleotide-excision repair; mitotic cell cycle. The transcript has 5 exons. Bases 1 to 654 code for a protein of 217 amino acids.
AUGCUGGCAGCUAAAAAGAAACUAAAGAAGAAAACAAUUAAAAAAUCAUCCUCUUCUGAAGUAACCGAAGUAGCAAAGCCACUGUUCGAAUUCACACAGCCUCCCAGGCCAGUCCCAGGAGAAAAGUUGUUGGCAGCUCUUCAACAAUGGGGGAAUGGACGUCAAAAAUCUGCCAUGUCAAAUUCGGUUGCAGAUACAGAAAGAAGGUCAUCAUUAAAUAACGCAAAAGAUUUAAGGCUUGUUUUCAAAUGUGUCAAUUCAAGCAGCACUGGAUUUCUUAAUGAAAUUGAAGUGCACAAUGCUCGAGAGUUACUUGGAUUAGUAACUAAUGAUGGAAGAAAGGAGCACAUAAGGAAAUUCAUGGAAUCAAACAGUGGGAGUCUCAGCUUUGAGGCAUUUCAAAAGCUUGUUUCAGACUGGAAUGGUUUGGCCCGGAAUUUCUACAGAGAGCUUAAGCAAGCAUUUUCAGUAAUUGACACUGAUAAUGAUGGAAGAAUAACAGCUGCAGAUUUAAGAGAGGCCUCUAAAUUGGCUGGACUAUAUUUUACAAACAAAGAGCUUGAAGACAUGCUACAAGUGGCAGAUAAAAAUGGAGAUGGAACAGUGGACAUAAGUGAAUUCAUCGAGAUCAUGCUGAAAACCAAUUUGUUUUAGUGUACGAGCAAGUGACCACAGUUCUCAUGACUCAGUUUCCUUUUCCUGUCU